Coturnix japonica (Japanese quail) is the source of this 1659-nucleotide messenger RNA. It is a transcript of the gene RAC3, whose product is annotated as Rac family small GTPase 3. Gene Ontology annotation, biological process: small GTPase-mediated signal transduction. The record is from RefSeq and is a predicted model, not a curated record. NCBI's taxonomy places the organism in Eukaryota, Metazoa, Chordata, Aves, Galliformes, Phasianidae. Gene Ontology annotation, molecular function: GTPase activity; GTP binding.
CGGCUCUAUUCGGCUCCACUCGGCUCUGCUCGCCCCGCCCCGCCCGCGCGGGCUGUCACUGCGGCGGAGUCGCGGCGGCGCCGCCAUCGCGCUCAGAUGCAGGCGAUCAAGUGUGUGGUGGUGGGCGACGGAGCUGUAGGGAAGACCUGCUUGCUGAUCAGUUACACCACGAAUGCCUUUCCUGGAGAGUACAUCCCCACUGUGUUUGAUAACUAUUCUGCCAAUGUCAUGGUAGAUGGAAAGCCAGUGAAUCUAGGCCUCUGGGAUACAGCAGGACAAGAGGAUUAUGACCGACUGCGGCCUCUUUCCUAUCCACAAACAGACGUUUUCUUGAUCUGCUUCUCCCUCGUGAGUCCAGCCUCCUUUGAGAAUGUCAGAGCCAAGUGGUACCCUGAGGUCCGACACCACUGCCCAAACACCCCUAUCAUCUUGGUGGGCACCAAGCUGGACUUAAGGGAUGAUAAGGACACCAUUGAAAGGUUACGUGAUAAGAAACUGGCUCCCAUCACCUACCCCCAAGGUUUGGCUAUGGCUCGGGAGAUUGGCUCGGUAAAGUACCUUGAGUGCUCUGCCCUGACACAGCGGGGCUUGAAGACGGUGUUUGAUGAAGCCAUCCGGGCUGUGCUCUGCCCGCCGCCCGUGAAGAAGCCUGGCAAGAAGUGCACCGUGUUUUGAGGGCUGUGGCCUGGGUGCUGGCUCAGCAUGCUGUUGUCCUCCGACAGAUUGCAUAUUAGCUGGGUGUUUCUGGAGGGGGCUGGGAUGUGUAGGGCCCUUCAUCAUGUACGAAGUCAGUGUUUUUUAAAUGUCUCUUUGAUUUAACGUCAGUGUUGAUGUGAAGGGGCAGUGGGGGCAGGAGACUAGCUGGGGGCUGUACAGCCCUCAGGAAAGUACAAUGGGGAAGGCAAGAUAGCUCCUUGGGGCAACAGGCUGUUUUGGCUCUCCUGAACUCCAAGCUGAAAGGGCUGAGACAUCCAUCCUGUGCUGGAAACACCUGUUUCAUCUGCAGGUGUAACAUGUGCUGAAGAUCCUUGUGGGAGUGGGAAAGAAGCUGCUAUAAGUGGUGGUGAAUGACAAGAGCAGCUGGAAGAGUAGAAGGGUCUCCUUGCCCAGCCUACUGUGGCUAACAGUUAACAAAUUGGUGCUCUAUCAGAUACGUGCCUGAGACUGUUGAAGGAAUCAUUACCAGCCCCAAAAGGGGUCAAAGUAAAUGAAAUGUGAAGCUGAAGAACUAAUUAUUAGGUGCUUAAUUGGAUACUAGCCAAACUCAGUGAGUGAAACAGCCUUGUGCAAUCAAUGUAUUUGCCUUUUUGUGUGCACACCCUAGGACAGCAUGGUGCUGCUCCCCCCAAUCAGUCUUUAGCAGGGCCUCCCCCCACAAUCCAGUCUCUGCAGUGCAGGGCUGAGGUUGUUGCCUCUAUUUUGUUUUUUUCUACUAAAGAGAGCAAAGGAAGCAAUGAGGUGUCUGCUAACUUCUUCUUUCCCUUCCCAAGGAAAAUGCAGGCAGGCUUUAUGGGUUUGGAUGGAACAGGGAAAGCUUCUGAAGGGUUGUGUUUGUAGGGGGGAAUAGGGUUGGAAGAAAGACAGAUCCAAUUUCUAAUCAUCAUGUAGAGUGAUAAGAUAAAACCUUAUUUGGUGCAAUAAACAUUCUCCAUGACAGCA